Messenger RNA from Aspergillus pseudonomiae, 1603 nucleotides. Its product is annotated as structure-specific endonuclease subunit SLX1. The record is from RefSeq and is a predicted model, not a curated record. Gene Ontology annotation, molecular function: 5'-flap endonuclease activity; crossover junction DNA endonuclease activity. The transcript is spliced from 2 exons. NCBI's taxonomy places the organism in Eukaryota, Fungi, Ascomycota, Eurotiomycetes, Eurotiales, Aspergillaceae. Gene Ontology annotation, cellular component: Slx1-Slx4 complex. Bases 381 to 1577 code for a protein of 398 amino acids. Gene Ontology annotation, biological process: double-strand break repair via homologous recombination.
CGAUUCUCUGCUUUGACACCAGCGCAGAUUUCAAAUUUCCAUGGUUCAGUUGCCUCGUUUUAGGAUGUGGGGUUUGUGUAAUGUUACAUUGCAUAAAUACAGGAAGUAAUCUUUUCUCAGAAAGAGACAACUUUAAAAGACCAUAUUCAGCAGUAGGUGGCACUAGGUGCUGCUUAUAACAUGCGUGUCAUGUGACCAGGAUAUAUAUCAGUGCGACAACAUUUACAAUAGUUGUCGACAACGAAUGCAGCUUUACCAUGGGAUUGUCACCAUCGUACAAUGCACAUAGGCAAAGAGGCAAAUAUCCACAGACACAAACCAUCAAUUUUGAGUAUAACCAACUUUUGGUAAAACGGUGUCACACCUGAGUCCUCUGAGCGAUGGCCGAUGUGGAUGACGUCCAUACAAAACCUAUCCCGGCCUUUUAUUGCUGUUAUCUCCUGAGAUCAACCGUUCGGCAAACUUCUCUGUACAUUGGCUCCACUCCUCAUCCAUCUAGACGGCUCGCGCAGCACAAUGGAGUCUCAAAAGGUGGAGCACGCAAGACUGCAAAUGACAAGAGACCUUGGGAAAUGGUGCUCAUUGUAGAAGGCUUUAUGAGUCGGACUGCUGCCUUGCAGUUUGAAUGGGCAUGGCAGAAGCCGGGCAAAUCUCGCCAUCUUGGCUUUGGUGAUGAUAAUACGGAAUCUGCCGGAGGGAAGGGUAAGACCCGGCCUCGUGGCCCCGCGAGGUCCUUGAAAGGGCACUUGGAGAAUUUGCACGCUUUGCUACGAUCGACAUACUUCUCUAGUCUACCUCUCAGAGUACGAUUCUUUGCUGAAGACGUUCACCAACUGUGGAGGGUUUGGAGUGAUCGCGUAGAUGGUGUCAUUCCGGAGCACAUCAAAGUUAUCCCAGAUGGUAGCUGUGUCGAGAAUAAGCAGCCUGGCAUCGAGUACGCAAGAGUUGGUAGCGUCGAGCACAUUCAGGUCGAUUACAGUAAGAUGUAUAAUUACUUGGAGAAGGCAGCGUUUCAGCUGGACGAUCCAGAAGACUUGCAGUGCAAAGUUUGCCAAACACCGGUUGUCCCCAAGGAAGAGCUGGUAGUUGUCUGUCCUCAGAUGCGCUGUUACUGCGUGAGUCAUUUAUUAUGUCUAUCGGCUAGGUUCCUAGAUUCUACCACGGAGCGAGGAAGACUAGUACCCCUAGCUGGAAAAUGUCCUGGAUGCCACAAAAUUGUCCAAUGGUCCCUGAUGAUGCAGGAACUGAGUUUACGAACCCGAGGAGAAAAGGAAUUGCAGGCUAUUUUGAGGAAAAAGAAACGAGGGGAUUACAGGAAAAAUGACGUUCCGAGUGAGGACACUGAUGGUGUGAGCACAGCUACUGCAGAACACUGUGACUUUCCCGAGUCAGUGGGUAACUCAGUAAAGGGGCCGAACAAUGCCUCCGAUGAAGGCACCCACGACGACAUCCCUCUAGAAGAUGACUGGUAUGAGUCGCUGGCCCUCGAAUCAGACCAUGAGAUCGAUGAUUGGUCGAAGGGCCAUCCUGCAAUGGCCACAAGAGUCGAAAUAGUCAUCGAGGAUAGCGAUGGGUGAUAAUACAGGAUAAACGCUCCCGUGGA